AUGGUUAAAAACGUUCUUUUGCUAGGAUCUGGGUUUGUUGCCCAACCAGUUGUCGAUGUUCUAGCAGCCACUGAAGGCAUCAAUGUCACAGUUGCUUGUAGAACUUUGGCUAAAGCGCAAGAGCUGGCCUCUGCGUCGAAAUCCGCUGCUAUGUCAGUGGAUGUUACCAAAGAUGAAGAAUUGGACGCUGCCUUGUCGAAGCACGACUUGGUUAUUUCUUUGAUUCCAUACAUUUACCACGCUGCCGUGGUCAAGAGUGCGAUCAGACUUAAGAAAGACGUUGUCACUACCUCUUACGUUUCGCCAGCUUUGAAGGAGUUAGAGCCUGAGAUCAAGAAAGCCGGCAUCACUGUCAUGAAUGAAAUUGGUUUGGACCCUGGUCUCGACCACUUGUACGCUAUCAAAACCAUCGAUGAAGUUCACAAGGCUGGUGGUAAGAUCAAGUCCUUUUUGUCAUACUGCGGUGGUCUACCAGCUCCUGAAAACUCCGACAACCCUCUUGGUUACAAGUUCUCGUGGUCGUCCAGAGGUGUCUUGUUGGCCUUGAGAAACUCGGCCAAGCUAUGGAAGGACGGAAAAAUUGAGGAAGUUAGCUCAGAAGAUUUGAUGGCCUCUGCCAAGCCAUAUUUCAUUUUCCCAGGCUUUGCUCUAGUGUGCUACCCUAACAGAGACUCGACUCCCUUCAAGGAACUCUACGAGAUCCCAGAAGCUGACACUAUCAUCAGAGGCACAUUGAGAUUCCAAGGCUUCCCUGAGUUCGUAAAGGUUUUGGUGGACGUUGGCAUGCUCAAAGACGACGAAACCGAAAUAUUCCAGAAGCCAAUUGCGUGGAAAGAAGCCCUUCACCAAUACUGGGGUAGCAAGUCUUCUUCUAAGGAAGAUUUGAUCUCUGCCAUUGAUGCCAAGACUAAGUGGGUCACUGAAGAAGACAGAGAAAGAAUCUUGAACGGUUUCGGCUGGUUGGGUCUUUUUUCUGACAACAAGAUCAAGCCAAAGGGCAACGCUUUAGAUACCUUAUGCGCUACUCUUGAAGAAUUGAUGCAGUUCGAAGAAGGCGAGCGUGACAUGAUCAUCCUACAACACAAAUUCGGCAUUGAGUGGGCUGACGGCACUCCAGAAACCAGAACCUCUACUUUAGUCGCGUACGGCCAGCCAGGUGGUUACAGUGCUAUGGCUGCCACCGUUGGCUUGCCAUGCGCCAUUGCUACUAAGCAAGUCUUGGAGGGUAAAAUAAAAGGACCAGGGUUGGUUGUUCCAUACAGUCCUGAAAUUAAUGACCCUAUCAUGAAGGAGUUGAAGGAGAAGCACGGUAUUUUCCUAACGGAAAAGACUAUUAGCUAA
Molecule: messenger RNA, 1341 nt
Organism: Lachancea nothofagi CBS 11611
Lineage: Eukaryota; Fungi; Ascomycota; Saccharomycetes; Saccharomycetales; Saccharomycetaceae
Source: the annotation of a GenBank genome assembly